AUGGCAUCUCUGCGAGAACUUUUAAAGAAAGUUUAUUUCAUCGUUAUUAUUCACAAUAAAUUCGUUUCCUGCAUUCCGAUCUUUAGUGAAAAUGUAUCUGAGGACCCGUACGCUAUCCAGCAGAGUCUUGGAAUUGAUAUUUCAGCGACUUCGACUCAUUUUGAUCGUCCGUUCACGCAGUAUGAAUCGGAUGUGUAUGAAGUAAUGAGAAGUCAAGAUUCUGAUCCUGCACGAAUGACCGCGGAUGACACCUUUAAUCAAGAAUCCGCUCGGGAAGCCAUCCGUUUUCUAAGGCCGCAGUUUGGAAACUUCGGAAGGCGUUUGUACUUCAACCUAUCUUCAAUUCCUACAAAAGUUAACAUCACCUAUGCAGAGGUGGUUUUCACUUCUCCCCAUUCAUCUGCACAGAUUGUCGGGAUAACGGUACAGAACCAUGGCUCUUUAACAGUGUUACAUGGUAACCCCACGUCCUCGGGAUAUAAGAUUGACGUCAGUGAUAUACUCCACAAUGAAACGAUAAAUACUCAAUCAGAUUUGGUGGUAAACGUACAACUCCAACAUCAACAGGACUCCUACUUCCGGUUUCAUGAUCGUAGGGUCCAACGUCUCCAGCCAGUGCUUGCGGUAUUUGAAAAUAUUGAUUCAGAGCCAUUCAUGAGAACAAACAAUAAUUCACGUGCUCGAAGAUCAAGCGAAACUGACAUAAACCGUAGCUCAGAUACACCCACGCAAUCUGGACCCUGCCACCUUCAACCCUGGAUUAUCAAUUUCUCUGGGAUUGGAUUAAAAAGUGUCUUGUACCCUGUCACCUACGAAGCAAACAUCUGCAUUGGCAGCUGUGAUUCCAUGAGGAAUUAUGCUACUGAUACAAAUUUCACACAUCAUGCAUACUUCAAGAAUUUGUACCAUUUCGUGACGAAUUACACAAUGACAGAUUCCGUGCCGAGCACCUGUUGUGUUCCUAUUACAUACAGACCUCUCAGUGUAAUCUAUAGGGAAAGCAUGGGCGAUACAUACGUCAUGGAACGGUUAGACAAUAUGCAGGUGACGUCAUGUGGUUGCCGGUGA
This is a messenger RNA of Ylistrum balloti, 1068 nucleotides long. RefSeq lists its product as uncharacterized. The transcript has 3 exons. Gene Ontology annotation, biological process: BMP signaling pathway; SMAD protein signal transduction. Gene Ontology annotation, cellular component: extracellular region. Lineage: Eukaryota; Metazoa; Mollusca; Bivalvia; Pectinida; Pectinidae. The record is from RefSeq and is a predicted model, not a curated record. Gene Ontology annotation, molecular function: growth factor activity; cytokine activity. The coding region runs from base 1 to 1068 and encodes 355 amino acids.